AGGGCGGGCGGCGGGCGCGAUACGCGCGACUUCCAAGGCUGAGGAAGGGUCGAGUCGGGGCGAGGGCAGCGCGGAAGCCCUGCGCCCCUCGUCCCCUCUCCCGCCUGCUUCCCACCCGCGUCUUUGCCCUCCGCUUCCUCUUCCACUCAUGUCGGUUCUGUCUGCACACAAAGGCCUCUUCCUCAGCCGGUUCCCCCAUUCCCUGGCACGUUGGCGAUUUUGUUUGGUUCCACUUCCUCUUGAAGCUUUGCCCUCACUUUCACCUUCUUUUGCUUACUCGCGGUUUGGGGGGGGGAGGUUGGGGUGGAGCGCAGCCCCGUCCUGCCUUUUUAUGCCUAAAACGGGCCAGACUUGAAUUUGAGGGACUCAUGGCCCUCCUUGCUGGGGUGUUGCUUCCUCUUCGUUUGCCUUGCUGCUUCUUCGUCUUUGCGUUUCGCUGACAAUGGAUGUGACAGAAAAGGGGCAGAAGGCGCCUGUCGGCUCUCCUCCCCUUUCGCUAGAAGGUGUUCAGCUCGCCCGGGGCAAAGAAGCAGCCGCUUCAGCUCCUGCCAGUCCACAGGAGCAGUCCAUAGUACCUUUGAAUAGGGAAAUCCAAGAAAGCAGUAGGAUUCAGGUGUCUGUAAUUUUGCCAGUUUAUAAUGCUGAAUGCUGGUUGGAUGAGUGUUUGAAGUCUCUUCUGGAACAAGACUUCCAAGGCUCCAUGGAACUCUCUGUUUUCAAUGAUGCUAGUACGGACAAUUCAAUGAAUAUAAUAGAAAAAUGGAAAGUUCUGUUAGAAGAAGUGGGCAUCCACGUACGUGUUGGAGGACAUUGUUCCCCUCGGCCACGAGGAGUUGGCUUUGCUAAAAAUCGUGCUGUGGAUCAGAGCUUGGGGGCCUAUCUCUGCUUUCUGGAUUCCGAUGAUGUGAUGAUGCCCCAGAGAAUAAGACUUCAGUGGGAAGUUGCUAUUCAGCAUCCAAAAAGUAUCAUAGGUUGCCAAGUUAGGAGAGAGCCAGCAGAUUCCACUGAGCGAUACACUCGUUGGAUAAAUAGUCUAACAAAGGAACAACUUGUGACUCAGGUUUUUACUUCCCAUGGACCAACAGUAAUUAUGCCAACUUGGUUCUGCUCCCGGGAAUGGUUUUGCCAUGUGGGAAGAUUUGAUGAAGGAGGAAAGGGCACCCCAGAAGAUCUGCUUUACUUUUAUGAACAUCUCCGAAAAGGUGGUGAAGUCUUUCGAGUUAACCAGUGCCUUCUUCUGUAUCGUUACCAUCCACAGGCAACAACUCAUUCCGUUUUAGAGGAAACCAUCUGGACAUACCGUCUCCUGUUCCUGGAAGAGAGAGUCCUCAGUCACUGGACAUAUUUCACCAUUUGGAAUGCUGGUAAACAGGGCAAGAAGCUCUUUAGAAGUUUAUCUCCCACUAACCAGAAAAAAGUGAUUGCAUUUUGUGAUGUAGACAAAAAUAAGAUCGCAAAAGGAUUUUAUACUUAUGAAGAAUCAAAGGAAAACCCGAAACCCAGAAUACCCAUUGUAUAUUUCAAAGAUGCUUCCCCACCUUUCAUUAUUUGUGUGAAACUGGAUCUGACAGGUGGACAGUUCGAAGAAAACUUGAGCCAGAUGAACCUGAAGGAAGGUGUGGAUUACCACCAUUUCAACUGAAGUGUAUGGUGUACUGGAAAGUCCUACAUUGUGAAAUAAGCCAAAGGAGACACAAUUUGCAAAGGUUUUGGUUUUUAUCCAGCAGUGGUUGCAGUGUUACUGGAUGAUCCCUGCUUUACUCGUAUGAGUUCCUCCCUUAAGGGAACUAUUAAUAAAUUCAAAAAUUACACAC
This is a messenger RNA of Eublepharis macularius, 1814 nucleotides long. It is a transcript of the gene B3GNTL1, whose product is annotated as UDP-GlcNAc:betaGal beta-1,3-N-acetylglucosaminyltransferase like 1. The record is from RefSeq and is a predicted model, not a curated record. The coding region runs from base 443 to 1642 and encodes 399 amino acids. The transcript is spliced from 12 exons. Lineage: Eukaryota; Metazoa; Chordata; Lepidosauria; Squamata; Eublepharidae.